CACCUGUUAUAGAUUAUUAUCAGUUGAAUAUAGGUUAAUACUUCACUCACUGUGGGUUAAACAAGAAAAUGGAGAAAGACUUUUUUAAAAUGUCCUGUACUUUUUUCAUUAUGUUUGCACUGAUUAUGUACCAAGUUUAACUGCAUGGGGAAACCAUGCGGAAUGGGAUUUCAUUCCUUAAUGAUUAGUGCUGAUUGAAUCAAAAUUGAUUCCUGAAUGCACUUGCAGUCAACCGACAGAAUGGAGAAAGAUGUUUUUGGAUAAACUUUAUGUCAUCUUAAAUGCUAAUGACACGAUUACAUUCUGUUGUGAAGGUGCUUAUGCUUGCUUUCUCAUUACAUCCAUUUUAAAAUUACAUGCAAUCUAAAUCAAUUACAGCAUAACACAUUUUUUGAAGUGCUUAGUUGUUUGUCAAUUGUGAUUUUAGAUAUCUCAGCAUCUAUUACCCAAAAAAAAAGCUACUAUAGCUGAUAAAGUGCACUGAAGGUUAAUGGGUAUCAAUAAUUUUUGUGCAUUCCAUAGAUUGGUUCUCUUUUCAGGAAUUUUUGGUCUAUCCGGUGGUAUAUUUGCUAUAAUCUGUUUCUCAUCCGGUUGGCUCACCUGUGCAUGUGGACAUAUUUUGAAUAGGUUCUUGCAUGACAAGGUUAAGCCUCAUGUUGUGCAUCGGGAUAUUCGUGCUAGUAGUGUUCUGCUGGAUGAAGAGUUCGGAGCCCAUUUAAUGGGGGUUGGUCUUUCCAAGUUUAUGCCAUGGGAAGUGAUGCAUGAGAGAACAAUGAUGGCAGGUGGCACAUAUGGGUACCUUGCUCCAGAAUUUGUUUACAGAAAUGAACUUACUACAAAGAGUGAUGUCUACAGCUUUGGGGUGCUGCUUCUUGAAAUAGUCACUGGGCGUAGGCCUAUGCAAGCAGUUGAUUCGGUGGGCUGGCAGAGUAUAUUUGAGUGGGCCACUCCUCUGGUGCAGGCGCACCGCUACCCUGAGCUCUUGGAUCCUCUUAUAACCCCACCCUCCUCGGAUGUUCCAGAAGCUGGAGUCAUUCAGAAGGUUGUGGACCUUGUAUAUGCUUGCACGCAGCAUGUGCCAUCAAUGCGCCCAAGAAUGUCUCAUGUUGUUCAUCAGCUACAACAGUUGGCACAGCCAUGAGCCACCCAUUCUGAAGUAAGUUAAGCUGAAAUGGAUUGCUAAAUAUUAGAUAUCUGCAACGCCAUUUUUAUCCAAGUGGUCGAGGGCUGAGGUUAAUUGUGCAGCAUCAUGAGAUGCAAUAGUUUCACUACUAACUUAGAU
Molecule: messenger RNA, 1282 nt
Organism: Populus euphratica (Euphrates poplar)
Lineage: Eukaryota; Viridiplantae; Streptophyta; Magnoliopsida; Malpighiales; Salicaceae
Product: C-type lectin receptor-like tyrosine-protein kinase At1g52310
Exons: 1
Coding region: 491-1141 (216 amino acids)
Biological process (GO): protein phosphorylation
Molecular function (GO): ATP binding; protein kinase activity
Source: RefSeq, a predicted model, not a curated record